Elephantulus edwardii (Cape elephant shrew) is the source of this 991-nucleotide messenger RNA. RefSeq names its product solute carrier family 25, member 27 (gene SLC25A27). NCBI's taxonomy places the organism in Eukaryota, Metazoa, Chordata, Mammalia, Macroscelidea, Macroscelididae. The transcript has 9 exons. Gene Ontology annotation, biological process: response to cold. The record is from RefSeq and is a predicted model, not a curated record. Bases 20 to 991 code for a protein of 323 amino acids.
CGUCCUGUGCUGCUGCUGAAUGUCCAGCUCCGGGGAUGAGGAGAAGCUUUUGCCGCUCGCCCAGAGAUGGCCCCGAGCCAGCAAGUUCCUGCUGUCCGGCUGCGCAGCCACCGUGGCCGAGCUAGCAACCUUUCCUCUCGAUCUCACAAAAACUCGACUCCAGAUGCAAGGAGAAGCUGCGCUUGCUCGAUUAGGAGACAGCACACAAGAGCCUGUCCCCUAUCGGGGCAUGGUGCGCACAGCCCUAGGCAUUGUCCAGGAGGAAGGCUUUCUAAAGCUUUGGCAAGGAGUGACACCCGCCAUUUACAGACACGUAGUAUAUUCUGGAGGUCGAAUGGUCACGUAUGAACAUCUCCGUGAGGUUGUGUUUGGCAAAAGCGAAGAUAAGCACUAUCCCUUUUGGAAAUCAAUCAUUGGUGGAAUGAUGGCUGGCGUUAUUGGCCAAUUUUUAGCCAAUCCAACUGACCUAGUGAAAGUUCAGAUGCAAAUGGAGGGAAAACGGAAACUGGAAGGAAAACCUUUGCGCUUCCGUGGAGUACACCAUGCAUUUUCAAAAAUCUUAGCAGAAGGAGGAGUGCGUGGGCUUUGGGCAGGCUGGGUGCCCAACAUACAGAGAGCUGCGCUGGUGAACAUGGGAGAUUUAACUACUUAUGAUACAGUGAAACACUACUUGGUAUUGAACACACCACUUGAAGACAAUAUCAUGACCCAUGGCUUAUCAAGUUUAUGUUCCGGACUGGUAGCUUCUAUCCUGGGAACACCGGCUGAUGUCAUCAAAAGUCGAAUAAUGAAUCAGCCAAGAGAUAAACAAGGAAGGGGCCUUUUGUAUAAAUCGUCAACUGAUUGCUUGAUUCAGGCGGUUCAAGGUGAAGGAUUCAUGAGUCUGUAUAAAGGCUUUUUACCAUCGUGGCUGCGAAUGACCCCUUGGUCAAUGGUGUUCUGGCUUACUUAUGAAAAAAUCAGAGAGAUGAGUGGAGUCAGUCCAUUUUAA